CUUCAUUCAGUUUUGAGGUGAAAACCGAACCUGUUUGGAGAAUCUAAGGUUUCUGAUACCUUGUCUGCGCUGGAAAGCUCUCCGAAUGCCUCGGCACCCACCUGUUGAUAGCGCGUCACGUGGAAUCCCUCUCCGGUGCCGAUCAACCACCCGCAACCAACACUACUCGACAACCACCCUUUUGGCAGAUCUGACAGUGUCUGCCUUGACGCUUCACUGUCAUAUCGCGAUGGAGCCCUUAAACAAGGACUGCAGUCGAUUCCCAGCGGCUCUAUCUCAUCCGAGGAAACUGAAAGGACUGUAUGAAGAAUUUGUAACCAAAAAUUCCAGCUCCAUCAGCCAAAUCGAAUCCACCCUCCGAUCCUUGUCAUACAUCAUUCCAGGACGUUUUCGAGAAUCUGAGCUUGCUUCUGAGUCCCUUCAUUCUGGGGUUCAGCUUCUAUCGUUAUACCAUGAUUCCCUCGUUUCAAGAGUUAUUUCCCGGCUUCCUGCGACCAUUACCCGUCCUAACCCUACUCCACAUGCGCGAUAUACUAAAUAUUGGUCUUCGCGCUCCUCACUUUACCAACGGGUAGCCUUGACCUUACAGAUGAUUCAAUAUACAGAAUUACUCUGGGAAAUGAUAGCCCGCCGUCGUGGAGAAAAAAUCCGCUGGCGCGUGAUCGUUUUUAUCGAGGGCGUGAAGGCAUUAUGUCGAUUGAUAUUACUCCGUCUCACGAACUCUAGACCAUUGGUUUCUCCACCUUUACCGGAGAGGGAGGUAGAUCCAAGAAGCCCUGAGGAAGAAGAAGAGAGUAAUAACCUGUGGGAUGAUAAGUCGUCCCUUCAUAGCGAAAGCGGAUCAGCUUCAGACUUAAGUUGGACGAUGCCAAGGACAGGCCUAUCGCUACCGACUUUGCCGGAUGUUGGCGACAUUUCAAAUUAUCUGAUAUCUAGAGUCCUUACAGCCGAUGAUAUAAAGCCUCCGAAAAGUCUUCUUCAUCGAGUUACCGGGCAGGGCCAACUCGCUGAGGUGCUGUAUAUCAUUCGCCCACUGAUCUACGCGCUAGCCCUCCAGAAAUGGCGCAACAAUAAGAAGAGCUGGACUCCAUGGCUUAUUGGCUUUGGCAUGGAGUAUGGAUGCAGACAACUUGCGAAGAAGGAUUUCCGAGAAAGAGUUGCAGGCGGUUUACGGGCCUUGACGGCUCUAGAGAAGGAGGAGCUUCGGAAACGGGGUUGGGCAAUGGGCUGGUGGGUGAUGAGGGGAGCGUUUUAUGAAAAUAUUACGAAGGUUUGGCUGCAAAGUUUUGCUAAGAGACUAGAAGGCAAGCCAUUAAUUGGAUUGAUCGGAGGUAUUGUGGAAGACUACCAAUAUCUCUGGGAUACUUAUUACUUCCCAACAGCCACUCUCUGAUCCGAGAAUCUUUCCCUUUGUUAUUCAAGAGUCUGAGGUUUCAACUUCCUAGUUUAUGGCAAUUCCCCUUUUGUUUUGGUUUAUUAUAGAGAACGGGCUACGUGUGUAUUAUAGGGGAGCAUUACAAUGUGCGGGAUGCAUCAUUUCUUUUUCGUUUUAAUGAAGAGGCAAACCUAAAAGGGUUCCUCCGUUAUAAUUUGUCAUUAUAUCGCCAUUUUAAAGCGAUAGAGUAUUAAUGGGAUAUCAAAUUUUUUGAGCGUUUUCAAAAUAUCUCCUGAGGCCUUUGGCCGUACCAAUCUCGUAACUCGUCAUUUUCCUCAUUAUUCCCAGCCCUAGUUGCCGAAAUUGAAAAGAAAUUAGUUAACCGUUGCGC
Molecule: messenger RNA, 1766 nt
Organism: Blastomyces dermatitidis ER-3
Lineage: Eukaryota; Fungi; Ascomycota; Eurotiomycetes; Onygenales; Ajellomycetaceae
Product: peroxisomal membrane protein pex16
Exons: 4
Coding region: 86-1393 (435 amino acids)
Biological process (GO): peroxisome organization
Cellular component (GO): peroxisomal membrane
Source: RefSeq, a predicted model, not a curated record